Molecule: messenger RNA, 3580 nt
Organism: Homarus americanus (American lobster)
Lineage: Eukaryota; Metazoa; Arthropoda; Malacostraca; Decapoda; Nephropidae
Product: T-cell immunomodulatory protein-like
Cellular component (GO): plasma membrane
Source: RefSeq, a predicted model, not a curated record
GAUAUGCUGGAAAGCGUCGAAGAAAACCACUUCGUUCAGUACAUCCCCAUAGCUAUCACAGUCCUCGUGCGAUCACCCGUCUCGUGGUCCGAAGACAACAAGAUCGCCGUCGUGACUCAGCUCGGGACCUACGUUUUCGGGAAGUGAAGCCAGACUGGGGCCCACAUCUGCUGAGACAAUAACACCACUGGCGUUUAAAUCUCGGUGAAAAGUGAAGUGAUUUUUAACAGUUUAAUUAGAAAUCCUUACAGUUAUUGGUGGUUAUAUUGGUGAUUGAUAACAGUUUGGAAAAUAACGCGUUUGGUACCAAUUAAGUGUGGAUUAGAACGCGUAUAUUACCAGUUAAAGUGCGAAACAUAACACGUACAGUAUUUGUUGUUGAAACUGUGGGUAAUUGGCGAUUAAAGUUAUACUGUAAUUGGUGAUUUAAAUCGGUGUGUCGUUAAGAAUACCACGAAGGAUGAUAUGCCCUUGUUACUCUGAGUUUUCGAAGAGGAAAUUGUAUCACUAAAUCUGGACAAAAGUGUAUCGGACAUAAUUCUAUACCGGACAAAAUUCUGUAUCGGACAUAAUUCUAUACCGGACAAAAUUCUGUAUCGGACAUAAUUCUAUACCGGACAAAAUUCUGUAUCGGACAUAAUUCUAUACCAGACAAAAUUCUGUAUCGGACAUAAUUCUAUACCGGACAAAAUUCUGUAUCGGACAUAAUUCUAUACCGGACAAAAUUGUGUACGGUUUAGUCCGAGUGACGCGACCGGUAACCAAGAUGGGAGCGUGUAGACAAAAGUCGCUCUGUCGGGUAUUGUUUUUGUUUGUGGUUCUCUCGCCGUCGAGCGGAGUAAACAUCACUAAUAUGGUGUUUGGGGGAGAGACCAAUUACCUCCCGGCGGCCUUCGGAGACUUCAAUUCGGACAAGUUGAAUAUUCCAUUGAUUCUGGGAGACGAAUCAAAAUUACCCGAACUCGCUGAGCCCGACCCGGAGACCGGCCCGGUGUGUUCGUACUCCUCGCUCCGGAUCAAGAGCAUCAUGCCCGGAGACUUCGACGGCAACGGGGCCAUGGACGUCCUGCUGGUCUCCUACAACAAGGAACUGUCUCCGCACUACCAGGUGUUCCUCCUCUGGGGUAACCACAACAUGAGCCUGGACUGUGGGUCAGAGCUACACCCUCUCCUCAACAUCACGGGUCAUCCUCUGGUCAUGGACGUCAACGGGGACAUGAUCCCCGACUUGUUCGGCGAGGACGCCGCCAAGAACAGAACCUUCUGGAUAUUUAACUCCGAGCGGGAGCCUCCCACGGCGGUGCCGAUGGUCGCACGCAACGGCACUCUGCCUCGACUCAAACGCCCGAGUUCCCACGCCUUCAUCGACCUCAACGACGACCUGGCGGCCGACCUCUGGAUCACCGCCGAGGGCAGUUUCGAGAUCUCCAGCUCGACCAAUGGCGUUUAUGCAGUGGACGAGUCCAUACGGCCCCCGGACGAGUUGAAGGUCAUCGGCCAGACCUCAUUUGCCGACGUGGAUUUGGACGGGCACAUCGAGGCGAUAAUCCCGGCCUGUAAAGAGAAGACCUGUUUGGGCAGCUCGACCGUGUUCGUCUACGACUUCGGCAGCGACUCUCCGUGGAAGGAACUGGACGUGAACUUCGUGGACCCGUCCGGCACCACCUGGGGCUACCCGUCCAAGGCCGACCCCAAGUACAGGUUCACCGACACCAUCACCCCGCGCGUCGGAGACUUCAACCUGGACGGCUACCCGGACUUCCUCGUCACCCUCCUCGACGCCGCCGGCAACAUCCAGGUCGUGUUGAUGGAGAACGCUGCCAAAGACGGCACCUCGAACUACUCCCGCAAGUUUGUGCCCAAGUGGGAUCUAUUCAAGGCCUUCGGCAACACCGUCUUGGGCACUUUCUGCGACUUCCAGGAGGACGGAACGCUGGACGUCCUCCUGGUGUGCAAGGCGGACGACGGCAAGUACUACCUCAACGUGUACAAGGAUGCCAUCGAGUAUGACGCCGUGUUUGUUAAGGUUCUAAUACCGACUGGCAGGUGCUACGGGGAGAAAUGCCAGCUGAAACAGAUCCCCUAUGGCACAAACCAGCCCGGCCCGUCGAUAUCGUACUCCAUCACCACGGCCACCGGCACCACCCAAAGCUCGAGGGCCACCCAGCUCUCCCAGACGGCCCACCACGCCCUACAGCUCCCAUACACGGUCUUCGGCCUCGGUCGCAACUGGAACUUCGUCGAGGUAAUGGAAGUCGGGAUCCCGAAAGGCAAUAUAUCCGACACCUUGAAGAGCAGUUUCACUCAGAUCAUCCCUAACUCGCAGCUGAUCGUCAUACCUUACCCCAUGGACGAGCCGAACAGCUGGGUUAGCAAGCUCUUCAUCACCCCAAGCAAGGCCAUGUUGAUGACAGCCGGGGCGCUCGUAGGGACGUGUCUCUUCGUGGCGGUCAUCAUUGGUAUACUUCACCGUCGAGAGAAACAGCAGGACAAGAGAGAGAAGCAGCAAGAGGCUCAUAAGUUCCAUUUUGAUGCUAUGUAGUUCCUCUUCAGUUAAUGCUAUGUAGAUCUUCUUCAGUAAAUACUUUGAUUCUUGUUCAGUAAAUGCUCUGUAGAUCUUCAGUAAAUAUUAUGUUAUUUUUCUUCAGUAAAUACUAUGUAGUUCUUCAGUUAAUGCUCUGUAGUUCUUCAGUAAAUGCUAUGUAAUUCUUCUUCAUUAAAUGCUUUGAUUCUUGUUCAGUAAAUGCUAUGUAGAUCUUCUUCAGUUAAUGCUAUGUAGAUCUUCUUCAGUUAAUGCUGUGUAGUUCUUCAGUAAAUGCUUUGAUUCUUGUUCAGUAAAUGUUAUGUUGUUCUUGUUCAGUAAAUGCUAAUUCUUGUUCCGUAAAUGCUCUGUUGUUCUUGUUCAUUAAAUGCUAUGUAAUUUUUGUUCAAUCAUUGCUAUGUAUUUACUGUCAAAUGAGGAUAAAUUAUCCACUUCAGGCAGUAUCCGAGUAACCAAUACCCGACUUACGAAAUUACUAAUACCUGCACUUAGGAAAAUCCGGAACGCAAAUCCCAUAAUUUACGCAACUUUCAUCACUCUGUUGUUUUACGUCGCUUUGUUUACAGAUCGAUUUACAAAGAGUAGAGUAAUCCGUCGGUUACUCAGAGAUUUGGUUACUCGGAAAUUUGGUUACUCGGAGAUUUGGUUACUCGGAGAUUUGGUUACUCGAAGAUUUGGUUACUCGGAAAUUUGGUUACUCGGAGAUUGUCUUUACAUACAGUGUGUCACAGAAGAUAUAUCACCUGAACAUUAGACACCCCAGAUUAUUUCCGCUGACGAUCGACCACCCUAUGGGGUUAGAUUAGGAUGGGGGGGGGUAAUCUUCAGGUGAUCUUCUUUUCAAUAUGUAUGUUACUAUUGUAGCGAAACCUCUUUUAAGGGACUGUAUAGAGAUGAUAGUCCAUUAUAUCGAGGGUCUGUUAGAUGUAAAACCUCCAUAUAACAAACUAUAUAGAGAUUAAAGUCCAUUAUAUCAAGGUUCUGUUAGAUGUGAAACCUCCAUAUAAUGAACUAUAUAGAGAUGAAAGUCCAUUAUAU